AUGGUCGGCACAAGCUACAAAAGUCGUCAUGCCGACGAGGCGGUGGAGAAAUCGGAAGGGAGCAGAAGUGGCGAUGCCGCAGGUAGCAGCAGCAGCCGACGCCGGCAACAGCAGCAGCAGAAGCGAGAGCGCGAUAGCUCGGCCCGAGCGACCAAGAACACCUUCGGGACACCGACCAUGCUUGGCAUCCAGUACACCUCCGAGGAGGCGAGCAACAUCUACAGCAAAGUUGGCACGCUCAACGGCUACACGUUUGAGGUGCCUCCAGUGAAUCGAUUCCACAGCAAAACUGCAGAGGCGAAGUUCACCCAGCUCACCGGCAGCCUUAACCCGAAGUUCGAGGCCAGCCGCUUCGACCACCUGCGCGAGCGUCUCCAAGUGGCCGAUAAGCGCGACAAGGACGGCCACUUGCAGGCGAUCGCGAUGCUGUACGCCGAGUUCCUCGGGAACAACUUUCUGAAGGCCACGAAUAUCAACUACGCCGAAAUGGAGCGCUGCUUCUACCCGAACUACGCACCCAAGUACGACACACUUUUGAAGUCGCUCGGGAUGCCCAAGCCGCUGUGGUGGCGGCAGGGCAUGUUUUCCUCGCUUGAGGACAUCUCGCGUGUCCCGCUGGAUCGCUGCAACGUGGAGAAGGAGACGUCGAUGUCCUUCGAAGAGUGGUACUGCCUAUUCUGGAACUACUACCAGCCCUUCAACACCCUCGCGUAUCUGUGCAUGGUCACGGCGCAGUCGAUGGUGUACACGCGAGAGCUCGUUGACAGCGUGGCUGACUACCUGGCCGAGCGACACGCCUUGAUUACCGAGGCGAAGGCCAAAAGCGCACCAAUCCUGUUCCUUGGCGCGCGCACGGGCAAGUUCGGCGCGCUGCUGAACGCAACCAAGAAGCUGCCGGUCCAGGUCAUUCACACGCACGAGAACCCCAACAUGAACCCUUACCUGAUGGUGAUUCCGCAGAACAAGCAGGCCGAGUUCAAGCCAAACCCGAUCGUCAAGAUGAAGAAUCAGGCAGCACUGGAGAAGUACGAACCGAGCAUUGUGCUCUUCUCCGACAUGAUCAUGAACAGCGAUCCGACGGCGCAGAUCCGGCAGCAAGGCUCGGUGCGCGAGUACGUGUACUUUGGGGUGCCGGACAGCUACUGCGAGGGGCACGCGUGGGAUACGUGGGGCUACUUCAAGUACCGUGAACGCGGCACCGAUCACAUUCCGGCGUACAUGCGUGAGGGGUUUGGCAAGGUGAAGCUGCCGCACCUCUCGCGCUGGAUGAUCCACAAACUGGACAGCGACAUGCAGAUGGGCAACGGUGCCGUGACAGCGUGGAUCCGCACGCCGCUUCUGCCAGCGGCCAGCACGCGGUGGAGAUGGCGCAUGAUGCGCCUCAGGCCAUUUUUUUGA
Molecule: messenger RNA, 1398 nt
Organism: Leishmania mexicana MHOM/GT/2001/U1103
Lineage: Eukaryota; Euglenozoa; Kinetoplastea; Trypanosomatida; Trypanosomatidae
Exons: 1
Coding region: 1-1398 (465 amino acids)
Source: RefSeq, a predicted model, not a curated record